UCAGAAUCUGCUGAGUUGAUUGGGACGUCGUUGUGCCUACUUUGCCUAGGACUUUCUGACUCGCUGCUCAAGCACCAUUGCACCAAUGGGGUGGCACUGAAGUGUGUCCUCUCGCCUUGAUAGUUGAAACAGAAGAGGUCGGACCAGAACAGGCUUACGUAGGAGUGUCGCGCACAUAGAGCAUGCUUUCGGGUGUUCUCCGGAGGCGCGCUGCGGCCGAGUGGGCACUUCCUUGGGGCGGUCGCUUUUUGCGUGAGCUGUCUUUCUUUGCGGAGGGGAGUGCACCCUCUGGUAGGCACGUCUCCAACAAUUCUGCAGCUACUUCUGUUCUGAAGGGAGAACUGGCGUCAGCGCUGAAUACAUCUGGCGUCAGAAGCAGCGUCAACCAGACAUACGGCUCGGCGCUAAAACGACCUUUGGAAAUUACGCUUCAGUCAAAGGUGCGCUGGGGGCUUUCUGUGAGCCGACCUGCUGUGGAGCAUUCGCCAUUUCUUGAAAGCGCAAGCGGUGUCCCUGCACUGGAGAUGUUCCUCGAAGCCCCUUCGCACGGAUUGUCCCCUCCGGCUGUCUUCGAUUCAAUACAAACGGUGGCCGCUAAGAGCACGCGGGCGCUCAGUAUUCGUCCACCAUUACCACCGAGCGGCUCAGCGUGGGCCAGCCAUGACACUUUCCGGACACUUUUUCGCGGAGCCUCCUCCAAGUAUCUCUCUUCUUCUAGCUUGACCUCGCCGUCGCCCUUUUCAAGCCAACCGCUCCGCACAGCUCGCGCCACUUGCUGGAAAGUGGCCGGCGCUCGCUCGCACUACACCAGGUUCCUUGGCGAUGAUGGGGACCAGCUGGUGGACCCCCCCGAGGCAGCCGACCUGGUUCCGACAGCCCACACUGGCCCCCCGGUGCCCCUCCACAGCUACCCCAAUGCCAUGAUGCCCUUCCUGGCCAGCCCCCCUCCACUCGAUGCAGUCGUCAAGAUCUUCACCGUCACGUCAAGUCCGAACUACUUCCUGCCAUGGCAAAACAAGCCGCAGCGGGAAGUCUCUGGCUCAGGGUUUGUGAUAUCAGGGCAGCGCAUCCUAACCAACGCACACGUGGUGGCCAACCAGACGUUUGUGCUGGUGCGCAAGCACGGCACCAGCACCAAGUACCGCGCGGAGGUGGAGGCGGUGGGGCAUGAGUGUGACCUGGCCGUGCUCAAGGUCCCCAACGACGACUUCUGGGAGGGCAUGCACCCCCUUGAGUUCGGGGAGAUCCCGCAGCUGCAGGAACAAGUGGCCGUUGUGGGCUACCCGCAAGGCGGUGACAACAUCUCCGUGACAGCAGGGGUGGUAUCACGCGUGGAGCUGACACAGUACGCGCAUGGGGCGGGCCUCCUACUGGCGGUCCAGAUCGACGCUGCCAUCAACCCGGGAAACAGCGGAGGGCCCGCAGUCAUGGACUUUGGCUCUGGGGGCAUGAACUCCAAUUGGAAGGUUGUGGGUGUGGCGUUUCAAAAUCUGCGGGAAGCAGACAGCAUCGGGUACAUCAUCCCGGUGCCGGUGAUCCAGCACUUUCUGGAGGACGUCCAGGAGACGGGGCACUACGUCGGCUUCUGCGGCCUGGGCCUGAGCUGCCAGCAGCUGGAGAACGCGCAGCUGCGCGACCACCUGGGCAUGCGGCCCGGCAUGACGGGCGUGCUGGUCAACCGGGUGCAGUCGCUCACCGACUCCCACAACCACAUCCGCAAGGACGACGUCCUCAUGGCCUUCGACGGCGUGCCCAUCGCCAACGACGGAACAGUCAGCUUCCGCAAGCGGGAGCGCAUCUCGUUCGACCACCUGGUGGCCAUGAAGAAGGCGGGCGAGACAGCGGUGGUCAAGGUCCUGCGGGACGGCAAAGAGCUCGACCUCGAAGUGGAGGUCAACCCGGUGAAGGCGCUGGUCCCGAUCCACCAGUACGACAAGCUGCCGAGCUACUUCAUCUUUGCGGGCCUGGUGUUCGUGCCGCUGACGCAGCCGUACCUGCACGAGUACGGCGACGACUGGUACAACACGUCCCCGCGCCGCCUCUGCGAGCGCGCCAUGCGCUCCCUGCCCACCCAGGAGGGCGAGCAGAUGGUCAUCCUCUCGCAGGUCCUUAUCGAUGACAUCAACUCAGGCUACCAGACUUUAGCAGAUUUACAGGUAAAGAAGGUAAACGGCAUAGACGUUAGGAAUCUUAGGCACCUGCGGCGGCUGGUUGAGGGUUGUACGGAAAAGCACGUGCGCUUCGACUUAGACGACGAGAGGGUCAUGGUGUUGAACUUUGACGAAGCCAAGCGAGCUUCUGAAGGCAUUCUGAGCCGCCACAGGAUCCCUAGUCACAUAUCGGAAGAUCUUAUGGAGGACAGGUUUGGGGACUCGGGGGAUGCGGUGGACUCGACAUGGCCCGAUCGAGUGGCGGAACACUGGGCGAUACCAGUAGGCAAUAGGACUUCCUCAAAAUUGUGAAAUUUCGGUGAGCUGUGAGCUUAAAGGUGUCUCGAAGGGGUGCAUUCAAAACUGUUUUUGUGGUGAUCAAAACUGUGUGCUCGGUCGCCUGCAUGCCCCACAUGGUAGCUGGUCACGGAAGAUGCCGAGGGAAACUGAUGGCUGGUGGGCC
Messenger RNA from Klebsormidium nitens, 2613 nucleotides. The record is from the annotation of a GenBank genome assembly. NCBI's taxonomy places the organism in Eukaryota, Viridiplantae, Streptophyta, Klebsormidiophyceae, Klebsormidiales, Klebsormidiaceae.